AUGGCUGUAACUUGUUCUGACAUCUUCAAGAUCAUUCUUGCUAUUAUUUUACCACCUCUUGGUGUAUUCCUCGAAAGAGGUUGUCAUGUUGAUUUGCUUAUCAACAUCUGUUUGACCAUUCUUGGUUAUAUUCCUGGUAUUAUACAUGCUCUCUAUAUCAUAUUCAAGUAUUAG
Messenger RNA from Ascoidea rubescens DSM 1968, 174 nucleotides. Its product is annotated as YqaE/Pmp3 family membrane protein. Gene Ontology annotation, cellular component: membrane. Bases 1 to 174 code for a protein of 57 amino acids. The transcript has 2 exons. Lineage: Eukaryota; Fungi; Ascomycota; Saccharomycetes; Ascoideales; Ascoideaceae. The record is from RefSeq and is a predicted model, not a curated record.